UUAUAUAAGAGCAGAUCUUUGUCUUGUUCAGCAGCUCCACACAGGACGGCUGAAGAUACUCACUGGUACUGAAAAGAAUUAUCAGAACAUCAUUCUGCAGCAGGUCAUCAUCAACUUUCAUAUCUGCAACAUCUCUACCAUGAAGAUGCUCACUGUGACUUUCUUAGUGUGCACCAUGAUGGUGCUGACCCGAGCUACCCCUCUUCCACAAGCAGAGGACCAACCUGAGCCAGUGGAAACUACAGUAGAAUCUACUACAGAUGCAGACAGCUGGACAACAGGUCCAAAAGAACCAGAUGACAACCAUGACGGCUAUGAACUGUCUUGUUCUGAUGGUUGGACUAUGUGCAGAACUGGAGUGUGUUGUCUCCGCUACGUUGCAGAACACUUGACUUGGACUGAAGCGGAGCGAAACUGCCAGUCCGGGAUGGGAACCCUUGCAAAUGUCAUUGAGACUUUGGAUGACAUUUAUGAUGUGAUGAAGACUGCCGGUCAUAAGAAUGGGCAAAUUUGGGUUGGAGCCUGUAAUACUUCUGAGGAUCCUGAUUGGCCCAUGAGUAUGAUUCACGGGCGAGCAACAUAUGCGCCCCACUGUUUGCAAGUAGGAGCUGAUACAGAUGCAGAUUACAAAUUCAGGACAGCAGAAACUACGGAAGAAAGUGGAAAUGCACAUGGAUGCUUAAAUGAAACGCAGUGUGAUGCUCGUCUCCCCUCAGUCUGCAGCGUUAUUCUGAUGUGAUUCCUGGGCUGAAACAGAGGCAUGGUCGAGCUGUACAAAGCACAAACUCCUGGUCGAUGUGUUUUCAUGCUAUCAAUUUCAUAUAUAACCAGAAGGAUCAUUAUCUCAUUUGACAUCUUUCUCUCUUUUCUAUCGCUGUAACGCUACUUAAGGAAUGAAGCGACAGGUGACAUAAACAGGAGCUGGAUUGUUUCUGAGACCUUGUGUCUUUAAUAAGAGCAAACUGAAUGUGUUAUGAAAAGAUUUAUUUUAGCAAAGCCUUAUUCUGAAGAGUUAUUUGUUCUUUCUUGACUUUUUCAAAAUUAAAAGUGCAUCAUCAUUGAAA
Micropterus salmoides (largemouth bass) is the source of this 1064-nucleotide messenger RNA. RefSeq names its product lactose-binding lectin l-2-like. Lineage: Eukaryota; Metazoa; Chordata; Actinopteri; Centrarchiformes; Centrarchidae. The transcript has 9 exons. Bases 140 to 739 code for a protein of 199 amino acids. The record is from RefSeq and is a predicted model, not a curated record.